AUGGAAACCCCCAUUGGCCAGCAGCAGUAUCCGCCCCCUCCCCCCUAUCCCCAGCAGUGGGUCGUCCAAGGCACUGUCGUUGUGGUGGAGAAGCCGCCGCGCGAUUACGUGCUCCUGUCGCUCUUCAACACCAUCUUCCUGAACACCUUCUGCUUUGGCUUCGUGGCCCUCAUUUACUCCAUCAAGGCCAGGGACUGCAAAGUGGUGCGCGACCUCGAAGGGGCCACCCGCCACGGCAAGACCGCCAAGAUCAUCAACCUCGUGUGCAUAGCCGUUGGCAUCGUCGUCACCAUCACCAUGAUCAUCCUGUCCACCACCGUGGCAAAGAACACCCUUGAGAAAUGGAACUUGAUGGAGCGCUCCCUCAACCAACUGAAAUCGUACCACCGGCACAACUAA
Messenger RNA from Heteronotia binoei (common prickly gecko), 399 nucleotides. Its product is annotated as dispanin subfamily A member 2b-like. Gene Ontology annotation, cellular component: plasma membrane. Gene Ontology annotation, biological process: type I interferon-mediated signaling pathway; defense response to virus; response to interferon-alpha. Bases 1 to 399 code for a protein of 132 amino acids. The transcript has a single exon. Lineage: Eukaryota; Metazoa; Chordata; Lepidosauria; Squamata; Gekkonidae. The record is from RefSeq and is a predicted model, not a curated record.